Solanum tuberosum (potato) is the source of this 4533-nucleotide messenger RNA. Its product is annotated as ABC transporter B family member 14-like. Gene Ontology annotation, molecular function: ABC-type oligopeptide transporter activity; ATP binding. Gene Ontology annotation, cellular component: mitochondrial inner membrane. Gene Ontology annotation, biological process: oligopeptide export from mitochondrion. The transcript is spliced from 3 exons. NCBI's taxonomy places the organism in Eukaryota, Viridiplantae, Streptophyta, Magnoliopsida, Solanales, Solanaceae. Bases 3310 to 4461 code for a protein of 383 amino acids. The record is from RefSeq and is a predicted model, not a curated record.
UAACAUUUCUUCUUUUCACGUGACAGUUGGGACAUUUUCUAUCAUGCAUUGCAACGUUUGGUUCUGGAGUCUUAAUUGCAUUUGUAUCCUGCUGGGAAGUGUCUCUCCUAUCCUUAAUAGUUGUCCCACUGAUAAUGUUAACUGGCGCCAGUUACACAAAGAGAAUGAGUGAGAUUUCAAAUAUAAAAAUGGCAUACCUGUCAGAGGCCACAUCAAUGGUAGAAGAGGUGACAAGUUAUAGCAAUUUCUUCAAUAGCAAUUUCAUGUUAUAGCAUAGUCUGAUUGCCAAUCUUAUUUUGCAAUAUCAAAUAACAAUUUAUUCAUAUUGAGUAUCUGAUGCUCUAUGACAGACGAUCUCCCAGAUCAGAACUGUAUUUGCUUUUGUUGGAGAAAAUUUAUCAAUCAAAUCCUUCUCAGAUUGCAUAGAGAGACAAAUGAAGAUAAGCAAGAAAGAAGCAUUUAUAAAAGGUCUUGGAACAGGCACGUUCCAGACUAUAACUUUCGCUUCGUGGUCUCUUAUUGUAUGGGUGGGAGCUGUUGUUGUAACAGCCAAGAGAUCAACAGGAGGAGAUGUCAUAGCUGCAGUUAUGAGUAUUCUGUUUGGAGCAAUGUAAGAGCAAAAACCUCAUAUUCUUCAACAGAUUCUUCAUUUUAUGAAGAAACUCAAGUACCUUAAAAACAGCAACCAGAUGAGUUUUUAUUUUUCAAAUUUCAGAUCACUUACGUAUGCUGCACCAGAUAUACAAAUCUUCAAUCAAGCAAAAGCAGCAGGAAAGGAAGUUUUCCAGAUGAUUGACAGAAAACCCACUAUAGAUGCCGACUCCGGAGGGAUGACAUUUGAAGUAAUAGAUGGCAAUAUCAACAUACGGGAUGUACACUUUGCUUAUCCAUCACGGCAGGAGAAGUUAGUUCUUCAAGGGUUUUCUUUGUCAAUUCCAGCAGGAAAAGUAGUGGCACUUGUUGGAAGUAGCGGGUGUGGUAAAAGCACCAUCAUGUCACUACUAAUGAGAUUUUAUGAUCCCGUGAGAGGUUGGUCAAAAAUUAAUUAUUAAUCAUUACUUUUAGUUGCCGAAUUUGCAGAAGCAUCUAUAACAAAAGAAAGUUUCACAUGUAAAUGUCUAAAAGCUUCAUAAUGUUCAUACUGCAUCAAUCAAAUACAAUAGGUAAAUUACACAAAAAUUGAAAAACUCACUCAGUAUGAAAACCAUCAGGUGAGAUUCUCCUUGACAACCACAACAUCAAAGAUCUUGAUUUGAAGUUUCUUAGGAGAAACAUAGGAGUAGUUUCGCAGGAGCCAUCUCUAUUUGCUGGCAGCAUCAAAGACAACAUUAAGAUGGGAAAUGUUAACGCAAAUGAUCAACAGAUUGAAAGAGCUGCCUUGUUGGCAAAUGCACAUUCUUUCAUAUCCCAGCUACCGGAUCAAUAUCUAACAGAGGUCAGACCAUUAUCACUCAUAUACAUGACCAACUGUUUCAUUAGGCUAAUUCUAUAAAGAAAAAAAAAAAGAUACAUAACUGUCUACAUAGUUUGUGGUAUUCAGUUCCGUAUAUUUCCAAUAGAAUGAAUGAUUAGAUUUUCUCUAGUAAUGGAGUUAUGGGCAGAAUCAAGCUGGAAGGAACAGGAAAGUUGAUAAUAAUACAACAUACCCAGUGUAAUCCCAUAAGUAAUCCCAUAAGUGGGGUCUGUAGAGGAUAGAAUGAACGCGGACCUUACCUCUACCUUUGUGAGAUAGAGAGGCUGUUUUCGAUAGAGCCUCGGCGCAAAAGAAAUUUAGCCAAUGCAAGAAAUUUAGGGGGAAAAAAAAAGAGAUAACAAAAUAAGUGCAGCUACGAAUAUUAAUACACAUUGAAGGAAAAGAAACUAUGUGAUACCUAAAUCAUAUUACUAGAAGUAGUACGACACCCGAUUACCUACUACCCAUAUACCCUAAUUCUGAACCACUAUACCUUCCCAUCUAAAGGUCAUGUACUCAGCAAGCUGAAGUUGUGGCAUGUUUUAUCUAAUCACCUCCGUCAGUUCUUCUUCUGCCUACCUCUACCUCUCCUAACUCCUCCUACAGCCAACCACACACCUCCUCACUGUCAAAAUUAAUAGCAAUAAUAAUUAUACUCACUAUCUAAGAAAGAAGGGUUUUCUGCUUCUCCACCACUGGAAACAAAAAGGAGACCAAAAGGCACAUCACAGGAUUGAGAACAUCUGAGAAAAGAAAAAAGUGUGCACCUAGGAAGUCUCAUGCCUUUACCUGAUCCAAGGCAAAAUGACUUGUCUGGAAAAUCCUUUUCGAAACAUUAAACAUAAGAGAAUGUUAAAGUAGAAGAAUGCAAACACAUUGCUUUCCUCCUCUCACAGUAGAUAUACUAUUCAAGUGAACCAAUAUAAUUCCAUGAACACCAAUUUCAGCUUGCAGCCUGUAGUAUAAUCAUUUCCUCAAGAAAGCAUUUGUUAAGAUCACCUGAAAGUCUGUUGCUUAUUCAGUUUGGCACAGAAGGACAAUGAAAGAAGGCAAACAAGAACAGCAGGCUACUACAUCCGGUACAAAAAGUACUAAGUGACAUAAGAUAUGACAAUUUGAUAACAAAUGAGGGCAACUCAUGUAAGAAAGCCCCUAAAAUAGUAAAUUGAAAACUAAGAGCAGAAUACAAUUAAUAAUAAAAAACUAAUUGCUGCUAUAGGAAAUCAAGAGCCAAAUACCCUAAAUUGAGGAUUCUAAAUUCUUCCGUCUCUAAUAGCUAAAAUACUUUACUGCUCCUCUGUCAUCUCCAAGCAUAUGAUAAGUCGAAAGGAAAGUAGUUGUAGCAUGAUCAAAGUACAUCUGAAACUAUGCCUUGAUUCUUGUAUAGCAAAGCUUCCAUGAAAAAAUUGAAGCAUGUUGAGUUAGUUUUCUUGUUAAAAUGUCCUACUCUAGGUAGGGCAAAGGGGUCUCCAACUAUCAGGUGGACAAAAACAGAGAAUUGCAAUAGCAAGAGCAAUUUUAAAAAAUCCUCCUAUUCUUUUGCUUGAUGAGGCCACCAGUGCACUUGACACAGAGUCAGAGAAACAAGUUCAAGAAGCACUGGAGACAGCAGCACAAGGCAGAACAGUCAUCUUAAUUGCACACAGAAUGUCAACUAUUGUAAAUGCAGACAUGAUAGCUAUUGUUGAGGAUGGGAAAAUUGUGGAAACAGGAACACAUAAUAACCUCUUAGAUACAAGUAUAUUCUACAACAGGCUAUUUAGCAUGCAGAGCAUCACGCAAGAUUGUCAAACUAGGUCAGAUUAAACUCAAUACCAUAUUCAUCAUUACAAUCAGACUGGUUAAUUGAUAAUGAAAUGCAUUUAAUUGAUAGGUUGGAGGCUACAAAUAGAAAAGUUCUUUCCAUACAAGAGGAUUCAUCUCAGGACCAUACGCAACCUGAUGAGCCCAAUGAAAGCAAAAGAGAGCUUAAGGAACUUCCUGAGAAGGAGCAGAUCCGAAGAAAAGAGAGACACAUAUUUUUCAGAAUCUGGUUUGCCUUGAAUGAGAAAGAGAUCAUAAAGACUACUAUUGGCUCCUUAGCAGCAGCUUUUGCAGGCAUCUCUAAACCUGUUUUUGGGUUCUUCAUCAUUACAAUAGGAGUGGCAUAUUAUCAUCCUGAUUCAAAGGAGAAAGUAGCUCUGUAUUCAGCAAUAUUUGCUUCAAUUGGAGUGGUUUCUUUGUUUGCCCACACUUUGCAGCACUACUUAUUUGGAGUAAUUGGAGAAAAGGCCAUGACAAAUCUAAGGCAAGCUUUGUACACAGCCACACUACGAAAUGAAUUAGCUUGGUUUGAAAAGCCCGAAAAUAGUAUUGGAUCACUUACAUCAAAGAUAGCCAGUGACACAUCCACAGUGAAGAUCAUAAUAUCUGACCGCAUGUCCGUCAUUGUCCAGUGCAUUUCGUCCAUAUUGAUUGCAACAACUGUCAGCAUGAAAGUUAAUUGGAGAAUGGGUCUGGUAGCCUGGGCGGUGAUGCCAUGCCACUUCAUCGGUGGCCUCAUUCAAGCAAAGUCAGCUAAAGGAUUUUCUGGUGAUAGUAGUCUAGCACAUUCCGAACUUGUUGCCCUAACUUCUGAAUCUGCCACUAAUAUAAAAACUGUUGCAUCUUUUUGCCACGAAGAACAGAUACUUCAGAAGGCCAAACUGUCCUUAAAGCGACCACUUAGGAAAGGCAAGUCAGAAAGCAUAAAAUUUGGAAUUAUUCAAGGCAUCUCUCUCUGCCUAUGGAACAUAGCUCAUGCAGUUGCCUUAUGGUACACAACAAUUCUUGUCGACAGGAAUCAAGCCAGCUUUGAGAAUGGGAUAAGGGCAUACCAGAUAUUUUCCCUCACUGUACCCUCAAUUACAGAACUAUGGACACUGAUACCCACUGUAAUAUCAGCCAUAGAAGUACUAAAACCUGUAUUCCAAAUCCUCGACCGUAGUACAGAAAUUGUACCAGACAUGCCAGAUAUUUCCAAACCUUAGAAAGUUGAGGGCACAGAUUGGAUUGGUACAGCAGGAGCCACUCCUGUUUAGCUGCUCAAUUAGAGAAAAUAU